This is a messenger RNA of Limanda limanda (common dab), 1929 nucleotides long. RefSeq lists its product as uncharacterized. The record is from RefSeq and is a predicted model, not a curated record. The coding region runs from base 1 to 1929 and encodes 642 amino acids. NCBI's taxonomy places the organism in Eukaryota, Metazoa, Chordata, Actinopteri, Pleuronectiformes, Pleuronectidae. Gene Ontology annotation, cellular component: synapse. The transcript has 6 exons.
AUGAGAGGGAAGGAACACAGACAAACCAUGAAAAAGAUAUACAUUGGCAAAACCGCCUUAAAAGUCGCCCGAAAUGGCGGCAAACAUCCGAAAAAGAGCUCGUUGGUGGAGCAGAAGGAGGACCUACGGAAGAGGCUGUCCUACACGACACACAAGCUGGAGCUGCUGCAGAGCGAGUUCGACUCCACGCGGCAGUACCUGGAGACAGAGCUGCGCCGAGCACAGGAGGAGCUCGACAAGUUCACCGACAAACUGCGCAGAAUACAAAGCAGCUACUCAGCACUGCAGCACAUCAACCAAGACCUGGAGGAAAAGAUCCAUAGAAAUUCCCAGCACCAUGACGACGAGAAGCGAGCUCUGAGCAGAGAGAUCAUCGUUCUCAACAACCACCUGUUGGAGGCCAAGCUCACCAUCGAGAAGCUGCAAGAGGACAAUGAUCUGUACAGAAAAGACUGUAACCUGGCUGCUCAGCUCCUCCAGUGCAACAAGUCUCUCUACAGAGCCCAGCUCUCUGAGCUGCCUGCGGAUUUUCAGGAGCGACUGACCAUGCACAUGGAGGAUUCUCCGCUCUGUCACACCUAUCCGGACACUGUCCCGGCCUCCCUCAUUGCCAAAGUACUCGAGAAGCCAGACGAGGCCUGCUGCAGCAGCCAGGUCUCCCGUUCUCCAAGCCCCCAAACCCAGCAACAAGCUUUUAUUUUGGAGCGCUUGGGCCCAGGAGCGCGUCUGGGGCUCCGCGCCGCCUACAAAUCUGACCUGUACGCCAGCGACACGGCCCUGUACGUCCCUGAUGACCGGCAGCGUGAGCGGAGGCCCAGCAUGGAUCUCCACGGUCAGAGGAAGCUUCUGUAUGGGCCCCAAAACUCCACCGACAGCAAUCCAGAGGAGGGCUCUGUCGGGUUGAUUGCCGGUUUCUCCCAGGAGCACUUCGCAAAGUUCCAAGCCACGCUGCGUGGAGGGUCGAGCUCCUACUCCAGCUUCAGUGGAGGGGGAUCUGAGGACAAAGGCAACGGUCCUCCCAGCAGUGUAGCUUCCUCCCCUCGACACCAUUCCCUCUACAUGGAGUGGAGAGAUGCAGGGGACUAUGAGAGGAAGAGUGACUCAUCCUGGGAGAGAGACAGUCCAAGAGGCUUCGCCAACGCUCAUCCCUUCCAGCAGCCGGAGCUGAGCCACCACCAGAACGGCAGCUCGCCCGUCUACAGCCGCACCAUGUCCUCCUGUUUCAGUGAGCCCUACGAGCCGCUCCCUCCCUCCUCGUCCCCAAGUGUAGCCUACGGAGACAGUCGUCGAGGCAGUACCUUAGCCCCCGAGGAGGAUGAGCUGAUUGGUCGAUGGAGACAACUUAGCGUGGAGGACUUAAGUGCCCAUGCCUACCCCAGCCCGGGCCGGGCUUCACCCUACAGCUUCUCAGAGCAGCACUUCUCUGUACGGCCCGCUAAGAUUCGACUUGGGCCGCUCUACAGCAGCUUCCAGGAAGGGGCUGACCUUUAUCAUCAAGCAGCGGGCGCCAUGGACCCUGCGUGGGUGGCCGCCAGCCCCAGCCCCGAAUGCAGCCCAGGGUUGCGGCAGGCACACAGCCAAGCCCACCUGUACCGAAGCGAGGACAGCCAGGAGUCAGAGCACAGCCUCUACCACUCAGGGAGCUCCAAAGACCGGGAGGGCAACGUGGCGGCUGGGGGCCAGGGCACGGAUUACGUUGACCCCAGCCCCAACAGCUCCACAGAGUCUCUCCACCAGAGGUCCAUGGAGAUGGCCGCAGAGCUGCAGCACUACCAAGUGGAGAUGCACAGCCUGCCAGCCCAGCCCAGCCAGUCGCCUCCACCGGUUCCAGCCCCUCCUCCUCCGUACAAACAAAAAUUUGGCUCGCUGGGACUUUCCAGGAAGGACAGUCUGACCAAGGCCCAGCUCUAUGGAACUCUUCUGAACUGA